AUGAAUGACAGAAAUGACUCCAGUGUGAAGGAAUUUAUCCUUCUGGGAUUCCCUGGGUCUCUUGAAAUGAAGAGCUUCCUUUUCAUGUUCUUCUUCAUUAUGUAUAUACUCACAAUCUCUGGAAAUGUGGCCAUCAUAGCUUUGGUGAAGAGCACACAACGACUGCACACUCCCAUGUACUUCUUCCUCUGCAAUCUUUCCUUCCUAGAGAUAUGGUAUACGACUGCCUUGGUUCCCAAGACUUUAGCAAUCCUUGUGUCCCAGGAUCAAACCAUCACCUUCAUAGGGUGCAUCACACAAAUGUACUUUGUUUUCUCCUUGGGAUGUACAGAAUAUUUUCUGCUUGCCGUCAUGGCUUAUGACCGCUAUUCGGCCAUAUGUCACCCACUGCAUUAUAACACCAUCAUGUCCAAAACUUUGUCUCUCCAAAUGGCUUUUGGCUCUUGGAUAUGUGGCUUCCUAGUCAUUUCUUUGCCAGCUUUCCUUAUUACCAGGUUGUCUUUCUGUGACUCCAAUGUUAUCAAUCAUUUCUUCUGUGACAUUGAGCCUUGGGUAGUUCUUUCCUGUACUGACACUUACACAAUUGACGUUGUGUGGUUUCUUAUUGCCUUUAUUGUUAUCCUGGGCUCUUGUGUCACAACCUUGAUAUCCUAUAUUUAUAUCAUCACCACAAUAUUAAAGAUCUCAUCUGCUCAAGGUCGGCAACGGGCUUUUUCUACCUGUUCCUCCCAUCUCACAGUGGUCCUUAUAUGGUAUGGUUCCACCAUUUUCCUGCAUGUCAUACCUUUCAAGCAGAACUCCUUGGAACUGAGCAAAAUAGUCACCCUCUUAAAUACUAUUGUCACACCCUUGUUAAAUCCUUUCAUUUACACACUUCGGAAUACUGAGGUGAAAGAAGCAUUCAGGAGUGUAUUCCAAAGCACAACUCUGACUUUAUUUGACAGAAAAUAA
Molecule: messenger RNA, 951 nt
Organism: Gekko japonicus
Lineage: Eukaryota; Metazoa; Chordata; Lepidosauria; Squamata; Gekkonidae
Product: olfactory receptor 6F1-like
Exons: 1
Coding region: 1-951 (316 amino acids)
Biological process (GO): G protein-coupled receptor signaling pathway
Cellular component (GO): membrane
Molecular function (GO): olfactory receptor activity; G protein-coupled receptor activity
Source: RefSeq, a predicted model, not a curated record